Maylandia zebra (zebra mbuna) is the source of this 1006-nucleotide messenger RNA. It is a transcript of the gene adisspa, whose product is annotated as adipose secreted signaling protein a. Lineage: Eukaryota; Metazoa; Chordata; Actinopteri; Cichliformes; Cichlidae. The record is from RefSeq and is a predicted model, not a curated record.
UGCUACACGCGCGUGUCCGCCGAGCAGUCCGCGCGCGGGACACGUGAGUGUGCAUGUAGAGCACAGCAGCAUCCUGCCAGCUGCCCAAAGACGGACGCCAGAGCGGGAAGCGCGCAGCUCGGAUGAUCUGAACUAAGCGGUCAGUGAUGACAGUACUUGGGUUUUGUCUAACCUAAAUCCUAACCACAUCACCAUGGCAACAGGAAGAAAAGGCUCUACGUCCAAAGCAGGUGGGGUGCGUUUCCCUGACGAUGACGAGCCCCCUGGCUCUCCAACACGGAGAGAUGACCAGUCGAACGUCGCUACGCUCAUUGCUGUCUCAGAGAAGGAUGGCAGCUACUUGGUGAAGGCUGGUUUCCUGAAGAGCCACCACUGUUAUGAGAUUGUCUUCACUGUCCCAGAUGUCCCCACACUGGGCAAAGAGCUCUCAUGUCUUCCCUCCUCUUCUCCAUCUCGGAGGUCGCCCAGCCUGCGGGUCCAGCGUAUUAACUCCACACUGGAGGGAGGUGUAAAGGUAACAUGUGAAUACAGAACUCACCAGGAGGGGGUGCAACAGGAGGAGAUCACCAUGGUAACCAGAGGGAGAAAAGACAGCAGUCUAAAGGUCAGACUCCAGGCCAGGGUCAUUGACCCACAUCACGGCACCCCCAUGCUGCUGGAGGGGGUGAGGUGUCUCGGUGCCAGGAAAGAUGCCCACACAAAGCACAGCAGUGAUCGUAAGAAGAUAUGAAGUGUGUAACUCCUGAUCAUACUCAGUGACUGGGUCAGGGUGCAGUAGAGAGAGAAACAUGGAUCCAUACAUAAUAAGUAGAAUUCAUCUGAAGGACAAACAAACUGCCCUGAAAAUCACAUCACAGUCACAGUCAUGCAAUUACAUUUACACGAGGCUGCCAUAGAGCCAUAAUGCCUCUGCUGCUGGGGCCAGUCAAACCAGUGUUACAGCACACGCACACACACACACACACACACACACACACACACACACACACACACACACACACACACA